GAAUCCCAUUCUCUCUUUUGGGGACACAAGGAGUGUGAACUUGGGUCUGAGCACUAUUUUGACAUCUUUGGAGUCCUCUUGGAUUGCAUUGCUCAUCUGGUUGCUUGAGGGUGCUUUGAUUUUUGCAGCCAGAAAAUAAUAAAGGACGUUGCCAUGGUGCUAAUGAUACUGCCGUUGGUGGGGGCCGUGUCCGUGUCGGAGAGCCUGGUGGCCCUGACCACGCUGUGUCUGGUCUACCUGUUGCUGAAGUUCCUCCGCAGCGACAUUCCGCAAGGGCUGCGGCGGCUCCCGGGGCCCCGACCCCUGCCGAUCAUCGGCAACGUGCUCCAAGUGGGCAACAGGCCUUACCUGAGCCUGACCGCCAUGAGCAAGCGCUACGGCCCCGUGUUUAAGAUCCAGAUUGGCAUGCGUCCCGUGGUGGUGCUGAGCGGCAGCGAAACGGUGCGACAGGCGCUCAUCAAACAAGGAGAGGACUUCUCGGGCAGGCCCGACCUGUACACGUUCCGCUUCAUCAACGACGGCGAGAGUCUGGCCUUCAGCACGGACCAGGCAGGUGUGUGGCGGGCGCGCCGGAAGCUGGCCUACAGCGCCCUGCGCUCCUUUGCCACCCUGAAUGGCACCUCGCCGCAGUACUCGUGCAUGCUGGAGGAACACAUCUGCAAGGAAGGCGAGUACCUGGUCGAGCAGCUCAACAAAGUCAUGAAGGCCGACGGCAGCUUUGACCCCUUUCGCCACAUCGUCGUCUCUGUGGCCAACGUCAUCUGCGGAAUGUGCUUCGGCCGCCGCUACGACCACGACGACCAAGAGCUUCUGGGCCUGGUCAACCUCAGUGACGAGUUCACCCAAGUGGUGGGCAGCGGCAACCCAGCCGAUUUCAUCCCGGCUCUCCAGUACCUGCCGAGUGCCACCAUGAGGGCGUUUGUAAGCCUCAACGCCCGCUUCAACGCCUUUGUGAGGAAGAUUGUGGUUGACCACUACGCCACCUUCAACAAGGACAACAUUCGGGACAUCACUGACUCUCUCAUCGACCACUGCGAGGACAGGAAGCUUGACGAGAACUCCAAUGUCCAGGUGUCGGAUGGCAAGGUCGUCGGGAUCGUCAAUGACCUCUUUGGAGCCGGUUUCGACACCAUCUCGACCGCCCUGUCGUGGUCUGUCAUGUACUUGGUGGCUUAUCCGGAGAUGCAGGAAAGGCUUUAUCAAGAGCUGAAGAACAAAGUGGGACUUCACCGCUCUCCUCUUUUGUCCGACAAAGUCAACCUGCCCCUCCUGGAGGCCUUCAUCCUGGAAAUCUUUCGUCACUCCUCAUUCCUGCCCUUCACUAUCCCCCAUUGUACCACAAAGGACACAUCUCUGAACGGCUUUUUUAUUCCCAAAGACACCUGCGUCUUUAUCAAUCAAUGGCAAAUCAAUCAAGACCCUGAGAUCUGGAAAGAUCCAUCCACCUUCAACCCGGAGCGCUUCCUGAGUGAUGAUGGCACCGAGCUCAAUAAGCAGGAGGGCGAGAAGGUGAUGAUCUUUGGCAUGGGCAAGCGCCGCUGCAUCGGUGAGGUCAUCGCGCGGCACGAGGUCUUCCUCUUCCUGGCCAUCAUUGUGCAGAGGCUGCAUUUCCGCACCAUGCCCGGCGAUCCUGUCGACAUGACGCCCGAGUAUGGCCUCACCAUGAAGCACAAACGCUGCCACCUGAGAGCUACCAUGCGACCGUUUGACGUGCAGUGAAGACACAGCGGAGAAACGUCUAUAUGAACGAUGUGCGGAGCUGAGAAAAUAAGCAACCGCAAUGACUAUCCCAGUGAUGUACAAUGCGCGUUAUACUGCAUUUGAGUUCAUAUUGUCCGACGGCUCCACCUUAAAUAAUCAUUCACAUCUGGUCUGAGCAAAAACAUAGUGAAUAGGUGAGUUUUUCGGAGGCUACAUUUCACCUCUAAAA
Molecule: messenger RNA, 1930 nt
Organism: Hippocampus comes (tiger tail seahorse)
Lineage: Eukaryota; Metazoa; Chordata; Actinopteri; Syngnathiformes; Syngnathidae
Gene: cyp1a
Product: cytochrome P450, family 1, subfamily A
Exons: 7
Coding region: 154-1719 (521 amino acids)
Biological process (GO): progesterone metabolic process; hormone biosynthetic process
Molecular function (GO): oxidoreductase activity, acting on paired donors, with incorporation or reduction of molecular oxygen, reduced flavin or flavoprotein as one donor, and incorporation of one atom of oxygen; steroid 17-alpha-monooxygenase activity; heme binding
Source: RefSeq, a predicted model, not a curated record